UUUACACAUUUGGAUGGUGCAUUUUGAGUCAUUUCAAAACAUUUCGAGUCAUUUUGUGUCAUUUCGAGAGUUAACUAGGAGCAUUUUUAGUCAUUUCGAAUCAUUUCGGUGUUUAGAAGGGCCCAAUACACCGUGGUGGCGCUGCAUCAACGUGGGAAAGUUUGAAACUAUCGAGUACUUUCAUUUCUGAGAUCAUCAUUAUUGUCAAUAUCAAGCUAUUCUAUUCUACGGUGUGGUAUCACUGGUAUAAUAUACAAUAUUUGUAUAUUUUGUUCUCAGGUUGUGCAACAAUAACACAUUGCAACUUGUGAUGAUGGUCUGCGUGGUCUGCCAAUGCUGCACAUCAUGUAUAAAUUGUUGCUGAUCACUUGCAACUAGUCGGAAUAGAAUGAGCCAGCCAUAUGGAGAGCUCUGCUCAGUCAUGGAGCCUGAACCUGAGGAAAUUAGAAGAGCUGUUCAGAUGAACAAAUCUCCCAUGGAUCACAAUGCCUUUGUUAAGUCUGUCUGCCCGAGCAGUGACAGUCCUUGGCAUGUGUUUAAAACUCCAAAUUCUACACUAGUCAUCCACAGGAGCCCGCGCACUAAUGCGGGCACCUCGAAAACACCUUCAACGUUUUCACUGUCUAAGAGUCCGUAUGAAAGCAGUACUGGUGGAUCAGUGUACCAUACUGGAACUCCGCUCAAACACCUGACUUAUAGCAGUUCAAGUGGGUCAUCAACGUCGAAAACGCCGUCAGGGUCUCGCAUCAACCCAUCAUCUUCAGGAUCAUCAAUGUUAAAAACUCCAUCAGGUCCGCGCAUCAAUCCAUUUGAGAUUGGACUCAUGGAUCGCUUGCAAGCACCCUCAUUCAGUCCCUCCGUCUUUCAAAAUGUGCCAACGCCAAACAAAGAGGAGAGGGGUUUUUUCUGGACGAUCGAUGAGCUCGCUGUACUGCAGCCGGUAGAGAUGGAUGAACGUGAUCAUGCACAGCAACAGGCCCAGCACCAUUUCUUAGACCAUGAAACGGAGAGCAAAUUCCAGAGUGCUAUAGACGAAUACUUUCUUCGGCAUGCCCACACGCAGCUAGCAGCAUCACCAUCCCCAAACAACCAGCCAGUCGGACCGGUGGCCAUUGAAAGGACUGCUGCGAUCGUGACUGCAAGGAAUGAGUGCGUGCCUAAUACUAGUGUAAAAAAUCAGUCACCAGAAGAUGACUGUACUGGCUCUGCUACCAGGAAACUCCAAGAUGCCAGCUGCCAGACGACCCUCACGUUGCCGAUGAAUGUCAACCUAGAGAAGCUUCUUGCUCAUUACUAUACCUACCAAGAGGAGGAGCCACUGAACAAUUCUGUGCUGCGCAGGAAGUUGUUCUUCUGCGAGGAAGCCAAUGGGAUCAGCUCGGACGUGGCACAGGUUGAUGAUGUGGCCAGUCCCGGCCGUGGCUGGCAUCUUGUCACGGGUGACCAGGUGGAAUACGACUGUGAUAAUAGUCCCGAAAUCCUUUCAAAAUUCGAUGUCGGCCCUCAUCACAAGGUAGCGCCACGUGCCUCUGACACUCCCCCCAGCCAGAUGAAUAGUCCUCAGAUGUCACCGAUUGGGAGCCUUGCGUCAGGAGAGAAGACUCCAGGCGCCACGUUGUCAUCGGCGGGCAGCAGGAUGAGCCAGAGACUCGCAUCGGUCGACGACGCCACCGUCGACUGUCGCAGCUUGUCCGACAUUCAUAGCGGUCAGUAUGGCAGCUUCCUUAGCGGUAGCGAUGGCAGCAGCGGGGACCGGGUCGCGCACGGCAAUGACAGCCUGGUGAACCACGAGCGUGCGAGCAGCAAGCCAGAGACGAGCUUCACUGAGCGGCCGACGGUGACGACGGCGCGCCGCAACCUGACGCUGUCGAUGAUCUGCGCGAUGGACGCCGACGAGAACUCUCGCGGCGACGACGAUGCCGCCGCGGCCGGCCCGCUCGCGGCGUCGCAGCCGCCGACAAACCUGACGAGUCACGACGCGUGCAUGACCGGCAGCCACCUGAUGUCGACGAAUCAGGACACGGGGUACGUGACGGGCAGCCUCCAGUUGACGAAUCACGACUCCGUGUACCAGAGCGGCUUUCUGUCGAACACCUUCGGCCGUAACCCGUCGGAAAACCUCAGCGAACUUCCCGUGAACAAGGCGAAAAUUGCAAAUGUCGCUGCCGUGCGUGCCGGCGACCACGCUAACGCACUGAAGCAUCAGCUGUUGGAAGAUCGGUCAAACAGCAGUGAGAUGGAGGCGGAUUCUGGUCGCCAGUCCCUGACCUCGGAGGCAUGCAAACCACUGGAGUCUCUUGCCAUGCAAAAGGUGGCUGGAAAAGAACCAAGCACGGGUUCUUUUUUCUACUGGGAACCGAUUGUCUCCUCAACACCGCAGAAGCUUCGGCGGUGUGGCACUCUGGCAGACAUGGACGUCAGCUCGUGACAUUGCUCCUGAUGCUGCCAAUGUUGUUUCGUGCUGUAUCACCAGUGCAGUAUAUGUAUAUGAUGGCCUUUUGUGUGAGAAAAAUGAUAAAACGUACUAAAAUUAUGGUUGGUCACCAGUUGUCAUAUUCACAAUGUGGCACCUUUAAUUUAUAGAAAUUCCAACGUUUAUUUGUAACAUCGAAUCAGACCAGUCUAGUGUGCCUGGAAAAUCAUAGCACAUUAUCCAGAUUUCGAUUUAGCAAAAAUAUCACAUGAAUACUGACAACAAUAUGACAAAGAAAAUGUGAAAAAAUGAAAUGAAUCUUUUGUACAGUGCUCUUUCCAAACCAGCUUUAAUUUUUUAUUAUUGUGUUUAGUUCUUUGAAUUAUUGCAAUUGGUUUAUUCUGUCACUGCACAUGUUUGAAAAGGUUGCUAAAAUAGUAAUAUUAUGUGUGCUAUAUAAAUAUGUAAUGUCAGAUGUAACAAUUGUUCAAACUGCACAAAGCCAACCGACUCAUAAUUAUUAUAAUCUUUAAUUAUAGUAGCUGCUUAUAUAUAUAAUUUUUAUACUGAAUUUGUGACGUUUUGAACAGGAAAUAAAAGUAUUUAAUGUUUUGACAAA
Messenger RNA from Priapulus caudatus, 3032 nucleotides. RefSeq lists its product as uncharacterized. The transcript is spliced from 10 exons. Gene Ontology annotation, molecular function: protein kinase binding. Lineage: Eukaryota; Metazoa; Priapulida; Priapulimorpha; Priapulimorphida; Priapulidae. Bases 389 to 2428 code for a protein of 679 amino acids. Gene Ontology annotation, biological process: regulation of mitotic spindle organization; regulation of mitotic nuclear division; activation of protein kinase activity. Gene Ontology annotation, cellular component: nucleus; cytoplasm. The record is from RefSeq and is a predicted model, not a curated record.